This is a messenger RNA of Culex quinquefasciatus (southern house mosquito), 704 nucleotides long. RefSeq names its product ubiquitin-40S ribosomal protein S27a (gene RpS27A). Bases 99 to 569 code for a protein of 156 amino acids. The transcript is spliced from 3 exons. NCBI's taxonomy places the organism in Eukaryota, Metazoa, Arthropoda, Insecta, Diptera, Culicidae. Gene Ontology annotation, molecular function: protein tag activity; ubiquitin protein ligase binding; structural constituent of ribosome. Gene Ontology annotation, biological process: modification-dependent protein catabolic process; protein ubiquitination; translation. The record is from RefSeq and is a predicted model, not a curated record. Gene Ontology annotation, cellular component: ribosome; cytoplasm; nucleus.
CUGCCCGGUAUGCUGCAUGGGCCGAAUGCUAAAAGGUUGGCAGCGAGCAUUUCCGCCGUCUUUUACUUUGUGUAUGGUGUCAGAGAAAGACAUCCAGGAUGCAGAUCUUCGUCAAAACCCUCACGGGUAAGACCAUCACUCUCGAGGUCGAGCCGUCCGAUACGAUCGAGAAUGUCAAGGCCAAGAUCCAGGACAAGGAGGGAAUCCCCCCGGAUCAACAGCGUCUGAUCUUCGCCGGCAAGCAGCUGGAGGAUGGCCGCACCCUGUCGGACUACAACAUCCAGAAGGAGUCCACCCUGCAUCUGGUGCUGCGCCUGCGUGGUGGCGCCAAGAAGCGCAAGAAGAAGAAUUACUCCACCCCCAAGAAGAUCAAGCACAAGAGGAAGAAGGUCAAACUCGCCGUCCUCAAGUACUACAAGGUCGACGAAAACGGCAAGAUCCACCGUCUGCGUCGUGAGUGCACCAGCGAAACCUGUGGUGCCGGCGUCUUUAUGGCUGCCCACGAAGAUCGUCACUACUGCGGCAAGUGCCAUCUGACACUCGUCUAUUCCAAGCAGGAGGAAAAGUAAAAGAGAGAGAGAGCGCAUUUCCUCGGGUUUCCGUGGAUUCCUUCUUCAACUAUGGUUUAAAUAAAAUACAAAAAAUGUAACGUGGAAAAAAUAAAAAAUUCAAUACGGCUCCUUCGUAUUGAAUUUGCACCAAAA